Messenger RNA from Racocetra persica, 1029 nucleotides. The record is from the annotation of a GenBank genome assembly. Lineage: Eukaryota; Fungi; Glomeromycota; Glomeromycetes; Diversisporales; Gigasporaceae.
AUGAAUACCAAUUAUCCGAUCGUAACUGAAAAAACUCAAGAAGAAUUAAAAAGGGAUGCAAAAAUUCGAGAACUUUGGAUGAAAAAUAUUUGUGAUCAUGAUAAACACGCAAAAUUCAACACUAAAGAAAUUUUUGAUUUUAUUAUCGUGGGAGCUGGUACUGCGGGAUGUGUGCUUGCCAGAGAAUUGAUUCAUGGCAUUCCGAAUAUUAAUAUUCUAGUAUUGGAAGCUGGAGGGCCUGAUGUUCAUUCCAAUGGUUUAAUUAGUUUGCCAUGUACUUGGACUAAGGCGGCCUUGGAACUGAAUGACCAUGAUUGGGGAUAUGCUACUCAGGAACAAAAAGUGCAAAGCUGUUUAAAUCCUACUAAAGAAAUAAUGAGAAAUAAGAUUCCUUAUCCACGUGGAAGGGUUUGGGGAGGAUGUAGCUCUUUGAAUGCAAUGAUUUACUUGCGAGGUCAGUCGAAAGAGUACAAUGAUUGGGCAGCUCAAGGUCCUGAAUACAAAAUUUGGGAUUGGGAACAUUGUUUGGAAGCGUUCAAAGCAAUGGAAAAUAAUGCACGAGAAAACCCGGAUGAGAAAUUUAAACAAUUACAUGGAUUUAAUGGUUUAUUUCAUGUGCAAGAUUGUCAAAAUGGGAUCUACGAUGUUAUGUCAGGUGUGAUUGAUGCUGCGAAAAACCUUGGAAUUCCUUAUAAUGAUGAUUUCAACGGUGAAAGACAAAAUGGAGUUGGAUCAUUCCAGUUUACAAACCAAGAAGGAAAAAGAUGUUCUUUGGCUGAAAGCUAUCUAAAAGAUGCGUUAAAAAAAGUCGAAUUACAUUCAGAUUCAGGACCAUAUGAAUUUGGGAAAGUUGUUGCCGUAGAUAUUAGAUCAUAUUCUCACGUACUAGAGGUUAUUUGGGACGAAGAGAAUGAAAAAGAAAACAUUGCGAUCGGUAUAAGAUACUUUUGCAAUGGUACAGUGCGUGAGGCUUUUAUUGCACCAAAAGGUGAAGUUAUUCUUUGUGGUGGAGCUAUUAAUAGCCCUCAG